ACAUGUGGAACCCUGUGCUUCGGAAAUAUAAAUGCAUAACUGGUACUUGUUGCCGCAAAAUGUUAUAUCAUGAAUACACUAGAGUUCAUGUUGGAUUUUGGUAUGAUGAUGAAAAAAAUGAUUAUAAGUUGAUAAGAAUUAUGUGCAACGUAGAUAUCAAUGAAUUGAGCAAUCAGUCUCAAGUUGAAGUUUAUGGUCUCAAUACAAGCUCUUGGAGAAAACUUGACGAAGCAAAACUACCUGGGAAAAUCCGAUUCUCACAUCAUCCAGCAUUUGUAGAUGGAACUUUCAAUUGGAUUGCUCGCUAUUCUCAUCAAAGUGGUAUUAUGGAUGACUUUAUUUUGUCAUUUGAUACCCACUCAGAACAAUUUCAAGAGUUGCAGUUACCAAAAUAUUGCGAAUAUCAUCAACACCAAGAGGAUCCUUAUCUCGUGGUCUACAAGGGGUGUCUUGCUUUCUUUGUUGCCCCUAAUAGUUGGUGCUAUGGGUGUAACAUUUGGAGUGUAUGGGUAAUGAAUGAAUUUGGAGUGGUCGAAUCAUGGGUGAAAAAGUUCAAUGACGAAACUGAGGAAAAAGCAAAGUAGCCAAUAGGCAUUACGAAGAACAAUGAGAUUAUAAUUUACACUGAUGAGAGCGUGAUUGCAUAUAACUUUGAGAUGAAGAUGAGUAGAGAUCUCAUAUAUGAUAGUUCCGUAGAUUCUUCUUGGCUUAAUUACACGGAAAGUCUUGUUUUUCUUGAUGAGAAAAAUGAAUUACUGGAAAAUGCAAGUUCAUCAGGAUAUCUCUAUGAAAAUCUUUUGCAUCCAAUUGAAGAAAAGAAGACUAGUGGCUAGGUAAUUUUGUGGUUUCAUUUUCUCUAGUAAAUGAUUUUUUACCAUUUGCUUAGUUUAUUGUAGUGUGGUUGAUACUUUUCUACUCUGACUUGAAGUCGCAGUAUGUUUUCCUGCUUGUAUUCGUUUGUUGUUGA
This is a messenger RNA of Olea europaea var. sylvestris, 967 nucleotides long. RefSeq names its product F-box/kelch-repeat protein At3g23880-like. The record is from RefSeq and is a predicted model, not a curated record. The transcript has a single exon. Bases 3 to 584 code for a protein of 193 amino acids. NCBI's taxonomy places the organism in Eukaryota, Viridiplantae, Streptophyta, Magnoliopsida, Lamiales, Oleaceae.